This is a messenger RNA of Hemisphaericaspora subhashii, 999 nucleotides long. RefSeq names its product L-serine/L-threonine ammonia-lyase. Gene Ontology annotation, biological process: L-threonine catabolic process; L-serine catabolic process. Lineage: Eukaryota; Fungi; Ascomycota; Pichiomycetes; Serinales; Debaryomycetaceae. The record is from RefSeq and is a predicted model, not a curated record. The transcript has a single exon. Bases 1 to 999 code for a protein of 332 amino acids. Gene Ontology annotation, molecular function: threonine deaminase activity; L-serine ammonia-lyase activity; pyridoxal phosphate binding.
AUGAAAGAACCAUCGAUUAAAACUUCAUUAACAGAAGUAACAAAUCUUCUUCCUAAUACUCCACCAUGUCGUAUCUUUUUUAAGAAUGAAUAUGAACAACCAUCUGGUAGUUUUAAAUUACGAGGAAUUGGACAUUUAAUUGCAAAAUCACUUGAACAAAUCCAAGAUUCUGAAAAGGAAAUUCAUGUAUAUUCAUCAUCAGGGGGCAAUGCAGGAUUAGCAGCUGCUUAUUCCAGUAAAUAUUAUCAAGUUCCAUGUACUGUUGUUUUACCAAAGACUUCUAAAACUAAUGUAAUUGAAAAAUUAAAAUCAUUAAAUGCUGAAGUUAUUAUAAAUGGAAAUCAUUGGGGUGAAGCUGAUUCUUAUUUACAAAAUGUUAUAAUUAAAGAAUUAAAUACUGAAUUGAUUCAUCCAGUUUAUGUUCAUCCAUUUGAAGGUGAAUUAUUAUAUGAUGGUCAUGGAUGUAUGAUUGAUGAAAUUGUAGAACAAUUUAAUCAUGAAAAUAUUCCUCUUGAUAAAGUUAAGGGAGUUGUUUGUAGUGUUGGUGGUGGAGGUCUUUAUAAUGGAAUUGUUAAUGGAUUAGAAAGACAUCUUGAAUUAACAAAAGUACCAAUAAUUGCCGUUGAAACUAAACAAGCACCAACAUUUAAUGAAUCUAUACGUAAUGGUAAAAUAAUUCAUUUAAAAUCAGUUAAUACAUUAGCAACUUCAUUAGGUUCACCAUAUUUAUCAAUUAAAUCAUUUGAAAAUUAUUUUAAUCAUAAAACUUAUCUUGAAGAAAUUGAUGAUUUAGAUUCAAUUAAAGGUGUAAUUGAUAUGUUUAAUUUAUUACAAAUUUAUAUUGAACCUGCUUGUGGUACAAGUGUUUGUAUUGCAUUUGAUAAAUUAAAUUUAUUAACUAAAUUAAAUUUAAAUUAUGAUGAUAUUAUAAUUAUAAUUGUUUGUGGUGGUUCUGGUAUAAAUGAUGAAGUAUUAAAUUAUUAUAAAUCAUUAUUAUAA